AUGAAUUACUUAAGAGAGAAGGUCUCAGGAAAAAAGAAGCGUUUAAUAUAGGAAGGAUAUAAUCUUGAUCUUACGUACGUGACUAAAAGGAUAAUUGCGAUGAGUUAUCCUGGGGAAGGAAUAGAAGGUUUAUAUCGAAAUCCAAUAGAUUAGGUUGCUGGUUAUUUAAAUACAUAACAUAAUGCAGAUUAUAUGGUUUUCAAUUUAAGUGGUCGAAAAUACGACUUUUCAAAAUUCAGAGGAGUGGUACAGGAUUGUUGGAUAUGGAAAGAUCAUCAUUCUCCCCCUUUGGAUCUUUUGUUUGAGAUCUGCGAUCUUAUUCAUGGUUAUUUGAAAGGCGACAAAAUUAAUGUAGUGGUUAUUCAUUGUCUUGCUGGCAAAGGCAGAACAGGCACAAUUAUCUGCUGUUAUUUACUCUAUACAGGCAAAUUCAAGAGCGUGAAGGAUGUGCUCUAUUAUUAUGGGAAGAAGAGAUUUGAAGAGGAGGGUCUGGGAGUCAAUCAACCUUGUUAAGUGAAAUAUGUUGAAUACUUCUAUAAACUUUUGACUUUGGGCUAUAUAAUUUAUCCAACAGUCGUUACUCUCAAAAGAAUCACAUUUUAGGGAAAAGCACCUGCUUUUAAUAUGAAUGGCAGUUGUAAGCCAUAUAUGCAAGUAAUUUAAGUGAAAAAUGAUAAAGAACUUUAUUCCACAUAAAAAGAAGCAAAAAAGUAUAAAGGGGUUUCUCAUGAUGUAUUAAAUUUAUGUGAAUUAAAGCUCAAAUUAGACAAACUAAUGCCAAUUUAUGGGGAUAUUUUAAUUAAAGUCUUUAACGAAGGAAUCUUGAAAAAAGAGAAAAUGUUUAGAUUAGCAUUCAAUACAGCAUUCAUUGAUGAGACUGCGUAAAAUUCUCUGGAAUUCUCAUUACAAGACUUGGAUCCAAGUUAGAUAAUUAAGGACGAAAGAUUUGAUAAAAAUUUUAAAGUCAUUAUCACAAUAGAACCAUGCUCAAAGUGUAACAAUAGAACUGAUUUUUAAAUGCUUUGUGAAAUAUGUAAAGCACGUCUUAAGGAAGAAGAAAAGUAAUGGGUGAAGAUAAAUGGAUUACUAAGUUAAUAUAAAGUACCUGAUGAUGAAAUGGCUACAGAAUUGUUAUUUAUAAAGAAAGAAUAUGAUGAUGUUGAUGAUGCUAUGCAAUUAAAAAGGACUGAAAAUUCAAAUGAUAGUGAUCCAAAAGACAGAGAGAAAUUCGAAAAGAGAGUUAGAGCAAAAACAAUCAAAUUUGUAUAAGAAUAACCAUAAUAGUAAUAAUAAUAAUAAUAACAAUUAUUAUAAUAAGAAGGAUAAAUUUUAGAAGAAAAUGAUAUUCAAAAUUAAUGA
Paramecium tetraurelia is the source of this 1359-nucleotide messenger RNA. RefSeq lists its product as uncharacterized. Gene Ontology annotation, cellular component: cytosol. The transcript has 6 exons. Gene Ontology annotation, molecular function: phosphatidylinositol-3,4,5-trisphosphate 3-phosphatase activity. Gene Ontology annotation, biological process: dephosphorylation. The record is from RefSeq and is a predicted model, not a curated record. NCBI's taxonomy places the organism in Eukaryota, Ciliophora, Oligohymenophorea, Peniculida, Parameciidae.